ACCCUGUUAUGUUCGCCCUACUACCAGGAAAGUCAGUGGAAGUAUACAGACGGUUAUUCGAAGCUCUGGUGAGAGAGUGCGCGCAGAUAGAUCUGAUCCUUCAACCAGACGUCUUAUUCAUGGACCACGAGAUAGCACCCAGAAAUGCUGCCAGGCAUGUCUUCCCAAGAACAGAUGUAAAGGCCUGCUUCUUUCACUUCGCACAGUGUAUUUGGAGAAAAGUUCAGUCGUGUGGACUUACUGAGGCAUACAGAACCGACGAGAAUGUACACCGCUUGGUACGGAGAGCAGCCGUUCUUCCGCUUGUCCCUAUCGAGGCUGUGGAAGAUGUGUGGUUCAAUGCCCUCACAGACGUAGGAGAUUUGGACCUUCCCGCAGCAGUAGAGACGUUUACCGACUAUGUUACUGAACACUGGAUCGAAGGCGAGAAGGAAGUAUGGAACCAUUUCAGCACACACGGUCCUAGAACAACCAACAACCUAGAAGGAUGGCAUAGUAUGCUGAAGAAAGUUAUCUAUCAUCCGCACCCGAACAUAUACAGUAUCAUCAGGACACUUCAAGAAAUAGAAUCCUUGAGCUACAUCCGACAGCUACAAUACUCAACGGGGGGCACCCGACCCAUCAAGAAAAGGAAGUACAGAAACAUUGACCAACAACUUGUUGCCAUGAAGGGGCGCCUACUUGAUCAGACUAUGACUGUUGUGCAGUAUGCUGAUGCCUGUUCAUAUUUUGUACAUCUUUGA
This is a messenger RNA of Dreissena polymorpha, 743 nucleotides long. RefSeq lists its product as uncharacterized. The transcript has a single exon. Lineage: Eukaryota; Metazoa; Mollusca; Bivalvia; Myida; Dreissenidae. Bases 9 to 743 code for a protein of 244 amino acids. The record is from RefSeq and is a predicted model, not a curated record.